Molecule: messenger RNA, 1147 nt
Organism: Condylura cristata (star-nosed mole)
Lineage: Eukaryota; Metazoa; Chordata; Mammalia; Eulipotyphla; Talpidae
Gene: FAM53B
Product: family with sequence similarity 53, member B
Exons: 4
Coding region: 134-1147 (337 amino acids)
Biological process (GO): protein import into nucleus; positive regulation of canonical Wnt signaling pathway
Cellular component (GO): nucleus
Source: RefSeq, a predicted model, not a curated record
GAGCACGCUUGGCCUUUCCUAGAAGGACGCGCCCCAGGGGUGAGCGGCCAAUGGGGAGCUGUUUCUGCUGACGCUGGUCACCUGGGAGGCCUCGGAGGUCGCCUCUGCCAAGUCUACCUGCUGAAGAUGGCGCAUGCCCCCCCCGGGGCGGAGCCCAGCGCCUGAGGCCCUUACCAUGGUGAUGACCCUCAGUAAAAGCCUCGACAACCAGGGAGCUGACUCCGUAGCAUGCCAGACCCUCAGCCCUGAGCUGCACACGCCAAAGAAGAUGAGUCAAGGACCGACACUUUUCUCUUGUGGAAUUAUGGAAAAUGACAGAUGGCGAGACCUGGACAGGAAGUGCCCCCUUCAGAUCGACCAGCCGAGCGCCAGCAUCUGGGAGUGCCUGCCCGAGAAGUGCCAGGACGGCGCCCUGUGGCCCCGGGAGGCCACCACCGCCUGCGCGGUCACCAGCCUGAUCAAGGACCUCAGCCUCAGUGACCACAACGGGAACCCCUCAGCGCCCCCCAGCAAGCGCCAGUGCCGCUCGCUGUCCUUCUCUGACGAAAUGUCCAGCUGCCGGACAUCAUGGAGACCCCUGGGGUCCAAAGUCUGGACUCCUGUGGAGAAGCGGCGCUGCUACAGUGGGGGCAGCGUCCAGCGCUACUCCAGCGGCGUCAGCACCAUGCAGAGGAGCUCCAGCUUCAGCCUCCCCUCCCGCGCCAGCGCGCUCUCCUCGCCCUGCGACCCGGCCGGCCCCCGCCAGCGCCUCGGAGGCCAGUCCUGCCCCGGGGCCCCCGGCUCGGCCUCCUGUGGACAGACGGGCGACCCGUGGAGCCCCGACCCGGCCCCCGUGGCCGCAGGCCGGCUCGACAUGCAGCGGUCCCUGUCCUGCUCGCACGAGCAGUUCUCCUUCGCCGAGGACUGCCCGCCCUCGGCCAGCAGCACCCCCGCCUCCACGCCCGAGCUGGCGCGGCGCCCCAGCGGGCUCUCCCGCAGCCGCUCCCAGCCGUGCGUCCUCAACGACAAGAAGGUGGGCGUCAAGCGGCGGCGGCCCGAAGAGCUGCAGGAGCAGAGGCCCUCGCUGGACCUGGCCAAGAUGGCUCAGGCUUGUCAGCAGCGCUACGAGGCCCUGGAGGGGCCAGUGACCCAGGGACGCCUCUGUUGA